AAAAGCCCUAAAAAUGUUAUUAUAUUUUUGUCAAGUCAUAGACUCCGUCGACUUCUCUGUUCAAGCAAUUAAACCCUUCGAAUCCUAUUGUACAAAAUAUUUUCAAGCAGCACCAUGGGAAAAGACUUCUAUAAGAUUCUGCGGAUCCGUCGCGAAGCCAGUGUCUAUGAGAUCCGAAAGGCGUACCGUAAGCUGGCGCAGCGCUACCAUCCGGACAAGAACAAGCACUCCCACGCUGCGAGACGCUUCCAGCAGGUGGCCGAGGCCUUCGAGGUCCUGUCGGACAGGAAGAAGCGCAACCUGUACAACGACCUGGGCGAGAGGGGUCUCCGGCUCGAAGGCGUCUCCGGAUACCAGUUCCACAGUGAUCCGAACGCCACCUUUGCUCAGUUCUUCGGCACCAACGACGUCUUUGCGGUUGGAUCAGGAUCAGGGAGUGCCCGCCGCCCAAAGAAUCAGGCGAUAGAAUAUGAGCUUCUUGUGUCACUGGAGGAAAUAGCCAAGGGGUGUAUUAAGCGCCUUGAGAUCUCGCUACAGAGGACUUCGGCCAGCGGCCGGGCAAAUCAAUUUAAGAAGACACUCAUCGUCGAUAUCCUUCCGGGUUGGAGGGCUGGCACCAGGAUCACCUUUCCCGACGAGGGCGACAAGGUGCCCAACCGUGCGCAUGGCGGCGUGGUGUUCGUUCUCCAGGAGAAACCACACAAGUACUUCCGCCGAGAGGGAAGGCAUCUACGCUACACCGCCCGUAUCUCGCUGAAGCAGGCGCUGUGCGGGGCCCAUCUGCAUGUUCCGUCGCUCCUGGGCAAGCCGCUCCUAAUCUGCACCCAGGGUGAGGUGCUCAAUCCGAACUCCACGCGGAUCUUUCCAGGCCAGGGACUGCCCUAUCGGAGGGAAAGCUCACGCCGCGGCAAACUGAUCGUCGACUUUUUAAUUGAGUUCCCGACAGAAAUAUUGCAGGAUAACAUCCUCGAUUUUAUACCUUCUGACUAACUUCCAAUGGGUCCCAGCCUCAUAUCUUAUGGGGAAUGGACGUUGAGUCUUAAGCUUGUAAUACCAUUGAAUUCCCAAUA
Messenger RNA from Drosophila subpulchrella, 1070 nucleotides. RefSeq names its product dnaJ protein homolog 1-like. Bases 115 to 990 code for a protein of 291 amino acids. NCBI's taxonomy places the organism in Eukaryota, Metazoa, Arthropoda, Insecta, Diptera, Drosophilidae. Gene Ontology annotation, biological process: negative regulation of transcription by RNA polymerase II. The record is from RefSeq and is a predicted model, not a curated record. Gene Ontology annotation, molecular function: protein-folding chaperone binding. The transcript is spliced from 2 exons. Gene Ontology annotation, cellular component: cytosol.